Molecule: messenger RNA, 1743 nt
Organism: Echinostoma caproni
Lineage: Eukaryota; Metazoa; Platyhelminthes; Trematoda; Plagiorchiida; Echinostomatidae
Source: the annotation of a GenBank genome assembly
AUGAAUGAGAACGUUCUACAGAAUGCUCUGUCCGGUCUAGCAAACGGUGGAGUCGAACUCCUCCCAGGGAACAAAGUCCCCGACUUAGAAUAUGCUGAUGACAUCGCCUUGCUGGGUGACAAUACGCAGGCAGUCCAGAAUGCUUUGAACUGCUUGGCGAUCGAGGUGUCCAGAUAUGAGUCCGCCAUUCCCGACCACGUGUAUCGAUGUGAUUCCCAAGGCACAAUCUCGUCCACGGAAAUGCCAGAGGAUGAAGCCCGUCUUUCUGAUUGUAAUGCCACGGUGGAACCCGUCGAAUCCACUUUACGUGCUCCUGCCACACUGACAUCCACCCCUACCUCAACCGCUUCGUCUGUUUCGAUGGAUAUGGAAGGUAGUAUGGUCUUAUCUGAUCCGGAAGUUGAGCGUUAUUCUACCCUAAAUCGUCAUCAUCAUCGGCGGCGAACAAAAGGAGACGGUGGAACACGAACUAUGCGUCCGAAUCACAAUGUGCGUCACAGUUCUGCGCAUCGUGCACCUUGUCGUGUGAUUGUUCGUCAACCGGUGAUUGAUCUUAGUCAAAUGGUACUGGUCCCAUUUGAUGCCGAAGCAUGGUCCGGUCCGGUUCUGAAACCUCGUUCUGCUCUCACUGCAUCCGAGAGAGCGCAACUGGUUGAUCCAUAUGGUUUGACUCAAUUCGAUACGACUGGUGGGUCUGAUAAGAAAUGUGGGGGGACGAAAGAUUUGGUUUCACGAAAUCGACGUCUGUUUUCCGGAAAACCGAACGAGAAAUCGCGUAACAGAUGCGAUUCCACACCGUCCUCCUGUAUGACCGAGGGGAAUUUGACGGUACACACUGGCUCGUCUAUUCAUGACCACUCAAGCAAGGUUGCUACCUUGCACUAUGAUUCGGACAGUGGAGCAAGUCAUCAGUACAUGGACAUCACUAUGAAGCUUGAACGGUACGUGGGUCUGGCAGUGUUGAUGAGUUCAACGAAACGAUUUAAAGCGAGACCCGGAUAUCUGCAAGCUGUAUUUGGACAAGUUGAAUCGCAAAGGACUGAGGGCAUACGCCUGGUCAAAAGCGGAACCCAAAGACGUUCUACUCAUCCAGAUGUCACAGAAACAACGGCGGGACUGCCGAGUACAAGAGGCUUGUCAACAACACAACCACGUCACUCCCAUUCCGGGGCUACGUUGGUGACUCCAGCCGGCGAUCAGUCUAACAAGCCGCUUGACAGAGAAAUUGGGCGAACUGGACCCACUUCGGCGGAUGAGAAGUGUGAAAUGAAACCAGCUCCAGCGGAACCAGUGAGCGUAACCAGCCUGAAAACUACCGUUGGUCCGGUACAAGCCAAACUGUCCGAAUACUGCAUUUUGAAUAGCAGGCCAUCCCAUAUGCACCACGUUUAUCAUCUGGCUCGGGAAGCGCAAUCACAAACCAGUCCGCUAUCUCAGUCACCGGUGAAACAAACGACAACCAAUGUGACUUCCCCUGAUCCCGAAGCGAAUCGCACUAACCCGCACACUCGAACGCAGACCUACGCGGAUCUGGCGUUUACGGAUGAUCCAGUGACAACAACCAAUCGGGGGACUCGAGUGUCUAGCCAGUCGGUGGAGGUCCAGACCAUGCUGAGCAAGAGCACGGUGAAUCGGCUGUAUGAUACCGAUGUGAGCUCGUGUUCCACCGCCUACGAAUCGGUGAUGGAAUUCCUCACGGCCACGGAUGAUUCGACCUCUCCCAAGCUGAAAACCAGUCGGUAA